AGUAACUUGCGUAACUUUUUAACUAUAGCUGUUUUAUAGAUAGUUACACAAUUAAACGUUAUCAUCGGAGUUUGUCUUUGUCCUGUUUCUGUAAAGCCGAUUGUAGUUACGGUUACCCGUACAAAAGAAAUGAUCUGUCCCACACCAGACCACCACGGAAAAUGGCGACUGUGAAAUAGAUGGAAGACGAAAGUAAGAAAUUAUUCAAUGCAGCGUUUAAAUUGUGCCCUGUCUCCAUCUGCACCGCUCGGAGGUCAUGGCAACCCAAAUGUCAUGUCUGACAGGUGUUGAUGAAGACGACAAAGAUGCAGAUCCUGAGAUCAAUGCCCUCACGCUCCUGCAAGAGCCAAUGAGAAUGGCCCAAGAAUCCGCUUCUUGCGCCGAUUCUUUCAGCAAGCCUUCUCUGAAACAAAACAGUGUCCUAGAUGUUCUGUCCAACACAGAUAUGUUGUCUCCGGUUGGCCUGGGAAAUGGACCUUCUUCAAAUCAGGCUACACAAGCCCAUGAACUCAGCAGCAUCUCAGCAGAUAAAGAGGAGGCCAAGAGCAUCACCCCACUAAAAACAGUGCAGGAAAUUGACACUGCUGGAAUUUGGGGUUUUGAUGCAGACUCGCCUGAGAACUCAUUGGAUGAUUUUAGUAGUGCCAGUGAUCUUCAUUGGGACCCUCACAAAGAGUUUAUGCAGUUUCUGUGGGACAACCACGGUGAUUCUCCUGGUGAGGAGCCUAAAGAUGAUGUCCCUGCUGCCAACAGCCAAAGGAGAAGGAAACGGAAAAUGGACAUGGUUGUCAUGGUAGAUCCCUCAGAAGACCUUUACCCUGAUCUGAGCCACAAGUCAUCUGAGGAACUGUCCGAUACCGAAGACCAAGUAGACUCCAUUCCUGUCCGAAAAGUCAGAAAGUCAAGAAAGUUCUCCCAGUCACAGUCGUCACCAACAGGGAAAGUUUCCAUGUAUCCCAAUGGAACUGUGAAGACCAUCAAGGAAAUUCUUUAUAAUGCACCUGCAAAAAAUUCACAUGAGAACAAUAUAGGUCACAGGCUUUCACCACUGAAGGGGAGGCUCACCAUAAAUUCUCAUCCAGAGGAGAAGCCAUCAUGCUACCCUUGCUCAAAAUGCAAGCUCAUUUUCAAGAAAGAACAUCACUUGCAUCGUCAUAUGAAGUCCCAUGUUGACUCUCCAAAUUUGCCAAAGCCUUUUAUAUGCCGAGAGUGCGGGCAGUCCUUCAGGCAAAGUGGUUCGCUCAUUGAGCACAUGUCUAUCCACCAGGAGAAGACAGCAAGACUCACUGAAGAGAUCAAAGGCAUGAAUGAUGAGAAGAAAGAAGCUAAAAAGAAGCUUUUUUGCCCUCAGUGCCCAUUUGUUACAACCUGCCCAAACACAUUUGUUCAACAUGCAAAAACCCACGAGAAGGACAAGAGAAAGUUUAGAUGUGACAAAUGUAGCUUCAGAACUCUUAGCGAGAGUGAUCUUAGGAGGCAUAACAUUAUGCAGCAUACUGUUAUCACAGUUAGAAAGCAGAUCCAGAAUGAUGACUCUGAAAGCUACUCCUGCAACAUUUGUUCUUACAGAGUUUUUAGCAAAAAUGUUUUCAAGAAUCACCUCCUGCGGCGCCAUCAACAAACUUAUGAGGAAUACGAAGCUGCACAGCGUAUUGACAAAAAUGCACAACCAUCUAAGGAGCAGCACAUGCCUACCAGUAAAAGUCCUGUAGAAGAUGCAGAGUUUACAUCGAAAAUCUCUAUAAAAAAUCAGAUCUCUCCUAAAAGAGCUUGUUCACCUAGUGAGUCCAAUGACAUUUCAGACUUAUUCAGAAAUAGCAAGAUUAGGAGAGGUCUCAAGUCUCAACUAACGGAAUCAAAGCUUGACAAAUCCAUCAAUGUUCUCCUGUCCCGACAAAGAUACGGAAAGAAAACUGCAGAACAAAAGAAGGAAAGCAAUAAUCACAGUACAUCUGUUCAGGAUUCCAAAGGUGACAAAGAUGGCUCUGAUCAGUCACCUGGAACAUUGACUGUCAAGGUUGAAGAUUCAGCUUUAUCUCCAAAUGGACACAAAAAGUCACCGUCUAAAAGGAAGAUGUCCACUCCAUAUCGCAACACCUCUGACCAAGACUCAUGCUUCAUCUUAGCAAAACCUUUGCCAAGUCCCAAGAAAGUAAACCAAGAAGAAGAGGAAAAGGUGUCAGACUGUGACGAAAAAGACAUAUUCCAGUUCAAGGACACAGAUGCCAACACCAACCUUUUUGACAACGGCAUAAAGAAAGAAAAACAAAACAUCAUUUAUACCUAUAGCAGAAGAAUGUCCAUGCGAGGUGCCCUGCAGGAAUCUAAGAGGCUGUUUGAGAAAAUAAAGACUGAAGAACAAGACCAGACCGACCUUGAAAUCAAAGAAGAAUGCAUAGAAACAGAAGUCUUUCAAGAGACCUUUGAAGCCCACCAAAUACCGUUGAGGGAUGACUUAGCAGAGGAUUUGUCAGAGUUGGACUCGGACCACAAGAACUGUCCUUACUGUCCUGCAGUCUUUGAGUCAGGUGUUGGAUUGUCCAAUCAUGUCCGAGGGCAUCUACAUAGGGUUGGACUGAGCUACAAUGCACGCCAUGUAGUGCCUCCUGAACAGGUGGCUUCUCAGGACAGGAGGCCACGAAUUCGACGAAAGAUGUCAACGAUGCGGAGAUUGAAAAAAGUGUAUCAGAUGGAGUCAGAAUCUGAGACUGUGAAGAGCAUUCACUCCUGUCCAUUAUGUGGGGACUCAUUUGAUAACAGGACUGGGCAGUCCAACCACAUACGAGGCCACUUAAAAAAGCUUGGUAAAAGCUUUGCAACAAAGAACAAAUCCCCACUGUUUUUACUCCGAGAGUUGAUGCGCGACAAGAAGGAGUUCCAGCGGGCACUUCAAAUUCUGGGAAAGAGACGUAACCAUUAUCAGUACGGUGCUUCACCAAAGCUGUCCAGUGUCAACCGUUUUACGCAGCCAUCCAUUGGAAUCCCAAAAAGUAAUUCUAUUUCAAGCAUUUGCACUGAUGCCAGACCACUGAUGCCCACGUUUUCUUUAGCGGAAAUGGAAUCUGAAAAAAGUCAACUAGAGACUAAGCUGGAUGUUAAAAGUUCACUCUCGGGCACGACUGCCUUGAUAGGAAUUCUGAAGAAGAGAAAGUGUCAAGAAGAUGGCAGACUAAAGGGGUCCUCUCAGAUGUCAAGAAACACAUUAGCAGUUUCUUCAAACAGUGAGCACAGUUCGGGAUCAAGAGUUGCAUCUUCACUGCCAAAGUGCGAGAAAGGUGAAUUCAACAGGAAGGUGUGCGUCCAUUGCAAUGCAACUUUCCACAGUGGAGUUAGCUUGUCUAAUCACCUCCGGGCAUAUGCAAAACGAAAAAGGACUGCCUUACUCGAGGGAACCACAUUUGACUGUAAAGUAGGGAGGAGGCAACGCUCAAGGCCUGGCUCAAAGAAGAAGACACUGCCCUUACCCCAGACUCCAGAGGAAAUGUACAGACUCACCUGCAGGUUCUGUGACCUCGUCUUCCAGGGUCCUUUGUCGGUCCAGGAGGACUGGAUUAAACAUUUACAGAGACACAUAAUGAACACUAGUGUCCCUCACACUGGGCUAGGCAUGGUAGAGGUCACCUCAUUGCCCACGGACCCCCCGACCCUCAAGACUGACCAAGACAGCUCUCUGACAGCCACACAUGCUGCCUCAUGAAGCCAAUGGGGACCUUUUUAGAUUUCAGUAGACUCUAUGUGUAUGUACAUUUGAUGUUCUUUCACUUUUUCUUUUGUCAAUUAAAUACUGGCCAAAAGUACAAUAUAGUACCAUGAUGGGGAUAUUGUACACGUUUGGACAUUUGGACAGAUGGAAAAAUGAAUUAUUUUGGAUAUUGUUACCUUUUUCUGUUUUUACAUGGUCCAUUUUUUGGAAAUACAAUUCCAGAUGGACAGACUGUUUUCUUGUUUUAUGCAGUAAUGUAGUGUGGAAUCCAUUUCUAAUGAAGACAACUUUUACCUCAGAUUUCUCAUGGUUUGAGUCCGUUUUGUCAAAUUUGGGAGCACCUCUCUUCUGUAUCGAUAUUCACAUUUACAAGAUGCAUAGAAUCAUGUUUUUUUGUUUUGUUUUGUUUUUGUAUUGCAACAUGUUGAAAUCCAAGCCCACAGUCUCUGUUUUCAGGCCACAGAGUAAGUGAGAUGAAAUUUCGACUGAAAAUGGCAGCACCUGCAAGCUCACGGUAAGCAGUUCCAGGAAUCAUGAGUGGUAAAGUCAGUUAACUAUACAAGAACAAAAGGAAAAAGUGUCUGCAAACUUGUUAUGCAUAGAAAGUGUUUUAUAGUAUUUCAGUAACUGCAUUGUUUCUAAUACAAAUACAAAAUUAAAACUGAAGGUGGUUGAGAAAAAAAAAAAGACCGAACAGGCCCAGCCAGUGCUGACAAUGCCUUUCAUACAUGUCACCUAUAUUUAAUGUUUAAAUAUACUGUUUUGAAAUAAUUUAAUUUUAAAUGUACUAUAUCACACAGAUACAAUGCUUAAAACAUUUGUGUUGUUCUAAAUAAAAAAAAAAAGAAAAA
Epinephelus lanceolatus (giant grouper) is the source of this 4554-nucleotide messenger RNA. RefSeq names its product zinc finger protein 644a (gene znf644a). Lineage: Eukaryota; Metazoa; Chordata; Actinopteri; Perciformes; Serranidae. Gene Ontology annotation, biological process: regulation of transcription by RNA polymerase II. Gene Ontology annotation, cellular component: nucleus. The record is from RefSeq and is a predicted model, not a curated record. Gene Ontology annotation, molecular function: RNA polymerase II cis-regulatory region sequence-specific DNA binding; DNA-binding transcription factor activity, RNA polymerase II-specific.